This is a messenger RNA of Acanthosepion pharaonis, 693 nucleotides long. The record is from the annotation of a GenBank genome assembly. NCBI's taxonomy places the organism in Eukaryota, Metazoa, Mollusca, Cephalopoda, Sepiida, Sepiidae.
AUGCAAUGGUAUGAGAUGGUUGGGGAUGAAACAACACAAGUUUUUUUAAAAAAAAAACAUUUCUCUCUCUUUCUUUCUUUUUCUUCCUCCUUUUUUUUCUUAAUUCUCUUUCCCUUCUCUGCCUCUCUCAUUUUUUCUCUAUUUCCUUUCCCAUAUUUUUUAUCUCUUCUUUUUCAUUGCAACCAUUUAAUUUGCUUUACUUCUUUUUCUCUUUUUUAUUCUUUUCCUUUCUUUCUCUCUCGCUCUCCUUCAUCAUUUCUUGCAGAAACUUUAAUUCUAUCAUCUUGCCUUUUUUCAAUCCACUUAUUCAUAUUUUCACCCUAUUCUAUAUCGUCUCUUAAUAUUUCUUCUUUUACUCACCCUUUUGUAUUCUUUUUGUUUCUUUUUUUUUAUUCAUUCUGUUCUCCUCCUCCUGCUACUUCUCCUACUCCUCCUCUCUCUUAUUUUCACUUCUUUAUACUUAUUUCCCCAAAUUGUGUGUGUAUGUGUGCGCAUGUCUCCCUCUCCCUAUCUUUUCCUUCCCUUCUUUUUCUUUCCUUUCUUCCUUCUUUCUUUCUCCUUACCUCAAAGCUCCUACACUUGCAUUCCCACCAGAUUUCCAAUUUUGAUUAUUUAAACCCCACCCAAAUUUCUUUAGUCAACUUUUCCAGCAAAAAGAAAAAAACAAACUUUCUAAGCCACCAUAUUUAUUAG